AUGCCCGGUCUAGACGUACUAAAGCUCCUCUUCAUCCCCGCCGCUAUCGCAGCCCUCAUCUGCCUCCUCCUAGCCUACGUCAUCAUGCCCCUCUACCGCAACCACUACGCCCGCUACUCCCAAUACCUCCCCCUCGACACCCUCUCCUCCCGCACCUCGAGCCUCCGAUCGCGCGUCGCGAGUACCCUCGGCCGAUACCUUUUGCCUAGCCACAUGCGGUGGCGGAGUGAACUCGGCGACCAUCGGGGCAGUUUGGACGAUUUGUAUUUUGGCGAGGAGGAGGGGGAGAGUAUGGUUGGUUUCGAUGUCAAUCGGAGGGAGCGGUCGGUGAGGGGUGGGCGGGUGGUGUCGGCUGUUGAGAUUGAUAGCCAGAGGAGGCUGAGUCGGGAUUUAGAAGGCGGGUUCAUGGAUAGUGGGGAUGAUGAAGAGGAGGACAGUGCGAAUGACGAUCGUCGGCGGUAG
Messenger RNA from Neohortaea acidophila, 462 nucleotides. RefSeq lists its product as uncharacterized. The record is from RefSeq and is a predicted model, not a curated record. Lineage: Eukaryota; Fungi; Ascomycota; Dothideomycetes; Mycosphaerellales; Teratosphaeriaceae. Bases 1 to 462 code for a protein of 153 amino acids. The transcript is spliced from 2 exons.